This is a messenger RNA of Prosopis cineraria, 1748 nucleotides long. Its product is annotated as short integuments 2, mitochondrial. The transcript is spliced from 7 exons. Gene Ontology annotation, molecular function: GTP binding; GTPase activity. Lineage: Eukaryota; Viridiplantae; Streptophyta; Magnoliopsida; Fabales; Fabaceae. Gene Ontology annotation, cellular component: mitochondrion. The record is from RefSeq and is a predicted model, not a curated record. Bases 289 to 1503 code for a protein of 404 amino acids.
AGACCAGUGUCGUCCUCCUACUUCGGACUUAAUCGGCGAUGCCCUCAAAUUUUGUAGCCGAGUUCCAUUUUCCACCAUAAGCAUAACACGCCAACACCUCCACUCUGAUUCAAACGAAAUGCAGUUGCUAUUUAUAAAUUAGUUGUGUUAAUAUGUCAUGCUUCUAUUGUUACUUCUUAAACCCUAAAUCUCUGCAAGUGAUGUUUUUUCCCCGUCUGGAAACGGCGAUUCAACGGUCCCAGCUUGCGUGCUCGUGAUUCGUGGACGAGUGGGCAGUGAAGAAGAAGAAUGGGUGGGUUGAAGGGACUCCUAAAGAAAGGGUUGGGAGAGAUGGGCUUCAUGGCCGACGGCGGAGUGAUCAACUGGUUCCCGGGACACAUGGCGGCCGCCACUCACGCUAUUCGCCAGCGCCUCAAGGUUGCUGACUUCGUCAUUGAAGUGCGAGACGCGCGCAUUCCUCUGUCCUCUGCUCACGCCGAUCUUCAACCUCAGCUCUCCGGGAAGCGCCGUGUCAUUGCACUUAAUAAAAAAGACUUGGCUAACCCCAAUAUUAUGCAUGUACGACCCUCGUAUUUUGCUUGCUUGAUGUCCAUUCAUCCCUUACCAAGAUGUCCUGCUCCUUACUCCAUUGAUGCAUCAAAAUGGAUACAUUAUUUCGACUCGUGCAAGCAAGAUUGUAUUCCUAUAAGCGCCCAUAGCAAGAGCUCUGUUAAGAAGCUUCUCGAUCUUGUCGAGUUCAAAUUGAAGGAAGUGAUCUUCAGGGAACCUACACUCCUUGUUAUGGUGAUUGGUGUUCCAAAUGUUGGGAAGUCAGCUUUGAUUAAUUCAAUUCAUCAAAUUGCAUUGUCUCGCUUUCCGGUGCAGGAGAAGAUGAAGAGAGCUACUGUGGGUCCACUGCCUGGUGUUACUCAAGAUAUUGCUGGAUACAAGAUAGCACACCACCCCAGCAUUUAUGUCUUAGAUACUCCCGGGGUGCUGGUUCCAAGCAUCCCAGACAUAGAAACAGGAUUAAAGCUGGCUCUUGCAGGAUCUGUGAAAGAUUCAGUGGUGGGUGAGGAGCGUAUUGCUCAAUACUUACUGGCAGUUUUAAAUACCCGAGGGACUCCAAUUCACUGGAAGCAUCUGAAUAAUAGGAGAAUGGAAGGGAUUCGGUAUGACUAUGAGGAAAAGCAUGAAUACAAUUUGAAAAGCCUUAAGCGAAAGGGGAUAAAUCCGCCAAAUAAAUCUGACGUGGUUUAUAUUGAGGAUCUUGUAAUGGAAGUUCAACGAGCACUGUACGUGACACUGACGGAAUUCAAAGGGAACAUAGAAGAUGAGGGCGACUUAGAGGAUCUGAUUGAGCAGCAAUUUAGUGCGUUGCAGAAGGCGUUGAAGAUACCUCACAAGGCUUCGGAAGCACGUUUAAUGGUAUCCAAGAAGUUCCUUACUCUAUUUAGGACCGGCAAACUUGGACCUUUCCUUCUUGAUGACGUUCCUCAUGCUUUGCUUAGUCCUUAUCCUUGACGAUAACAUCAUUGAUGCUUCCCCUCCGUGGGUUUUUUACAUUUGAAUAUUUCCUCCUUUCCUUCUCACCAAUUAGCCGUCUAAGAUCGUUACAUGAUUUGUAAUUAAAUCUAUAUUUGUAAUCGGUGCCUAUUUUGUGUAAGUAUAAGGUCUGGUAAAAUUAAAAAAAAAAAGUAAAAGAAAGGAUAAUACUUUGAUGGGUUCCUUUCAUUUCAUCUAAAGGUGAAUACAGUUAUAUUUUAAUA